AUGGAAAUUAAUGAUUCUUUAGUUUCCGAAUUUAUUAUCUUGGGCUUGUCUACUCGUCCAGAACUGGAAACUUUACUUUUUAUUCUGUUUUUGAUUAUUUACAUAGUGGCCUUGACUGGUAAUGUAACCAUCCUCAUACUGUCAAUUACAGACCCUGGUCUUAAAACCCCUAUGUAUUUCUUUUUGGGACUGUUGUCAUUUCUUGAUAUCUGGUGUACGUCAGCUACAUUACCUAAGAUGCUCUCAGGCUAUGUGACACAGUCUAAAAAGAUUUCAUAUUAUGGCUGUGUAGCCCAAUUGUUCUUCUUCACAUGGCCAAUGGGUAUUGAGCUUUUACUCCUUACAGUUAUGGCUUAUGAUCGAUAUGUUGCAAUUAGAAAUCCACUUCAUUAUGCAUCAAUAAUUAACCAUAGAGUGUGUAUGAACAUAACAAUUAUUAUCUCUAUUAUUGGCUCUCUUAAUUCAUUGACACACACAUAUUGUACCUUUAGGCUCCCAUAUUGUGGUGACAAUAAGAUAAAUCACUUCUUCUGUGAGAUAAUGCCUUUGCUCAAACUGGCAUGUGCAGACACCUACAUAAAUGAGAUUGUGGUCUUUACAGCUGAUUUUAUCCUUGGUAUUUGCUGCUUCCUACUCACUUGUGUUUCAUACGCCUUUAUUUUCAACACUAUACUUAAGAUACGUACUGCUGCAGGCAAGCGUAAAGCCUUCUCUACAUGUGGCUCCCAUAUUGUAAUUGUAUCUAUGUAUUAUGGAGCUGUUAUUUUUACUUACAUCAGACCCAGGUCCAGUCUGUCUUUGGAGAAAGAUAAAAUAAUAUCUGCUCUUUAUGCUGUAAUUACACCUACUCUAAAUCCUAUCAUUUAUAGCCUACGGAAUAAAGAAGUAAAAGAGGCAUUCCAAAGAGCAUUUAAAAGACUAGCACCACAUAGAUUCCUAAAAAAAAUGCACCACCUCUAUUAA
Molecule: messenger RNA, 963 nt
Organism: Nanorana parkeri
Lineage: Eukaryota; Metazoa; Chordata; Amphibia; Anura; Dicroglossidae
Product: olfactory receptor 13G1-like
Exons: 1
Coding region: 1-963 (320 amino acids)
Biological process (GO): G protein-coupled receptor signaling pathway
Cellular component (GO): membrane
Molecular function (GO): G protein-coupled receptor activity; olfactory receptor activity
Source: RefSeq, a predicted model, not a curated record